Molecule: messenger RNA, 7140 nt
Organism: Sebastes umbrosus (honeycomb rockfish)
Lineage: Eukaryota; Metazoa; Chordata; Actinopteri; Perciformes; Sebastidae
Gene: pcxb
Product: pyruvate carboxylase b
Exons: 27
Coding region: 443-3982 (1179 amino acids)
Biological process (GO): gluconeogenesis; pyruvate metabolic process
Cellular component (GO): cytoplasm
Molecular function (GO): ATP binding; pyruvate carboxylase activity; metal ion binding
Source: RefSeq, a predicted model, not a curated record
GAGAGAGAAAGAGAGAGAGAGAGAGAAAGAGAGAGAGAGAGAGAGAGAGAGAGAUUAAUAGGGAGUAGGCAGGCGCAGUAGCAGACUCCUAUAUCUGCCAGACGGAGACGGACGGUGCCAGCUGCUAGCUCAGUUAGCUCCACUAGAAGACAGUUAGCAACUAGCUGCAGAGCCUCAGAGCCUUCACUACAUGUGAGCGACUGAGAGAGAGUGUGUGUGUGUGUGACAGCGUGCUUUGAGCUCCCAGAAGUCACUCCGUGUGUGUGUGUGUAUAAACUCUUCCUCUUCAGAGCAGCAGCGUGUUUGCGUGUCGGUGUGUGUGAGUGAGUGUGAGGUUAGCACGCACACAUAAACACUGUGAUAGUCGACUGUUUACAUCUGGUGUCCGGUUACUUGCCAGCGGAUUCACAUCAUUUACAGGCACCGAGACAGCACCAGCAUCAUGUUGAGGUACACUGUAGUCCGAGGCGGUCUCGGCCUGUUGGCUGUGAGGAGGGCGUGUGUCUCCCCCCGCUUCAGCCACUCUGCCCCGCAGAACCAGUACCGACCAAUCAAGAAAGUCAUGGUGGCCAACAGAGGUGAAAUCGCCAUCCGUGUGUUCAGAGCCUGCACCGAACUGGGGAUUCGAACCGUGGCCGUCUACUCCGAGCAAGACACCGGACAAAUGCACAGGCAGAAGGCAGACGAGGCUUACCUGAUUGGAAAAGGCCUUCCACCUGUUGCGGCAUACCUGGACAUUCCUGACAUCAUCAAAGUAGCCAAGGAAAACAAUGUGGACGCCAUCCACCCGGGCUACGGUUUCCUCUCCGAGCGGGCGGACUUUGCCCAGGCCUGCCAUGACGCGGGGGUGAUGUUCAUAGGACCGACCCCAGAAGUGGUCGCCAAGAUGGGAGACAAGGUGGAGGCUCGCUGCCUGGCCAUCAGUGCAGGUGUACCUGUGGUCCCAGGAACCGAUGCCCCCAUCUCCUGCCUGCAGGAGGCGCAGGUGUUCGCCGAGACGUAUGGCUUCCCCAUCAUCUUCAAAGCAGCCUACGGAGGAGGAGGUCGCGGCAUGAGGGUGGUCAAAGAGUACGAGGAACUUGAGGAGAAUUACCAGCGGGCCUACUCUGAAGCCCUGACGGCUUUUGGGAACGGAGCCCUGUUUGUUGAGAAGUUUAUCGAAAAGCCAAGACACAUUGAAGUACAGAUCCUCGGCGAUAAAUAUGGUAAUGUCAUCCACCUCUACGAGAGAGACUGCUCCAUUCAGCGGAGACACCAAAAGGUUGUGGAGAUCGCACCGGCUUUCCAACUGGACCCACAUCUGAGAAACCGACUUCACGCUGAUGCCGUCACCCUCGCCAAACGGGUGGGCUACGAGAACGCAGGGACCGUGGAGUUCCUGGUCGACAGACAAGGCAAACACUACUUCAUCGAGGUCAACUCUCGACUGCAGGUUGAGCACACGGUCACCGAAGAGAUCACUGAUGUGGACCUGGUGCAUGCCCAGCUGCACGUGUGUGAGGGCCGCAGCCUGCCAGAACUGGGCCUCAAACAAGACAAGAUCAGGGUGAACGGCUGUGCGAUCCAGUGCAGAGUGACGACCGAAGACCCGGCCAGAGGCUUCCAGCCAGACACCGGGAGGAUUGAGGUCUUCCGAAGCGGCGAAGGCAUGGGCAUCCGCCUGGACAGUGCCUCGGCCUUCCAGGGUGCCGUCAUUUCACCCCACUACGACUCCCUGUUGGUCAAAGUCAUCGCCAGCGGGAAGGACCUGCAGACGGCAGCUUCCAAGAUGAGCCGAGCCCUGGCUGAGUUCAGAGUGCGAGGGGUCAAGACCAACAUCCCGUUCCUCCAGAAUGUGUUUUCCAACCACCAGUUCCUCCACUCCACCGUGGACACCCAAUUCAUCGACGAGAACCAAGAACUCUUCAACCUCAAACCUACUCAGAACCGAGCCCAGAAACUACUGCACUACCUGGGUCAUGUGAUGGUAAAUGGACCAACCACACCCAUCCCCGUCAAGGCUAAGCCUUCCUCUAUAGACCCCGUCAUCCCUCCUGGCAUCAUGGGUGACCCCCCGAUUGGUUUCCGUGACGUGUUGCUGCGUGACGGUCCCGAGGGAUUCGCCAAGGCUGUCCGCGCACACCAAGGUCUGUUGCUAAUGGACACCACCUUCAGGGAUGCCCACCAGUCGCUCCUUGCGACUCGGGUUCGGACCCACGACUUGAAGAAGAUCUCGCCGUUCGUCAGCCACAACUUCAACAACCUUUUCAGCCUGGAGAACUGGGGAGGUGCUACCUUUGAUGUGGCCAUGCGCUUCCUGUCCGAGUGCCCAUGGAAGAGACUCCAGGAGCUGAGAGCUUUGAUCCCAAACGUUCCUUUCCAGAUGCUGCUGAGAGGGGCCAACGCCGUUGGCUACACCAACUACCCCGACAACGCUGUCUUUAAGUUCUGCGAGGUGGCCAAGGAGAACGGCAUGGACAUCUUCCGCGUGUUCGAUUCCCUGAACUACUUGCCAAACAUGCUGCUGGGCAUGGAGGCUGCCGGAGCAGCAGGUGGCGUAGUGGAGGCUGCCAUCUCGUACACGGGCGACGUCUCCGACCCGAUGAGGCAGAAGUACUCUCUGGACUACUACGUGAACCUGGCCGACGAGCUGGUCAAAGCCGGAACCCACAUCCUCUGCAUCAAGGAUAUGGCCGGCCUGCUGAAGCCACAGGCCAGUAAGCUUCUGAUCGGCUCUCUGAGAGACCGCUUCCCAGAUGUACCCAUCCAUGUGCACACACAUGACACAGCUGGGGCCGGUGUCGCCGCCAUGCUGGCUUGUGCUGAGGCUGGAGCUGACGUAGUGGAUGUGGCUGUCGACUCUAUGGCCGGGAUGACCUCUCAGCCCAGCAUGGGAGCCAUGGUGGCCUGCGCCAAGGGGACCAAACUCGACACCGGCAUUGCUCUGGAGAAGGUAUACGACUACAGCGAGUAUUGGGAAGUAGCCAGAGGCCUGUACGCUCCAUUCGACUGCACCGCCACCAUGAAAUCUGGCAACGCUGACGUCUACGAGAACGAGAUACCCGGAGGACAGUACACCAACCUUCACUUCCAGGCUCACAGCAUGGGACUGGGAAACAAGUUCAAGGAGGUGAAGAAGGCCUAUACCGAAGCCAACAAACUACUAGGAGACCUCAUUAAGGUGACUCCGUCCUCUAAGAUCGUGGGUGACUUGGCCCAAUUCAUGGUGCAGAACAACCUGACCAGGGCCGAAGUGGAGGAGAGGGCAGAUGAGCUGUCCUUCCCCCUUUCCGUGGUGGAGUUCCUGCAGGGAUACAUCGGGAUACCACACGGAGGAUUCCCAGAGCCGUUCAGAUCUAAGGUGCUGAAGUCCCUCGCCCGUAUUGAGGGUCGCCCCGGCGCCUCUCUGCCACCCAUGGACUUCGAGGCCCUGGAGGCGGGGCUCCGCUCUGCACAUGGCGAGGAGAUCACCCCUGAGGAUGUGAUGUCAGCAGCCAUGUACCCCAAGGUGUUCCAGGAGUUCAAGGACUUUACUUCUAACUUUGGUCCAGUGGACUGCCUCAGCACCAGGCUGUUCCUGGAUGGACCCAAGAUCGCUGAGGAGUUUGAGGUGGAGCUGGAGAGAGGCAAGAUCCUCCACAUCAAGGCGCUGGCACUGGGUGACCUGAACAAGGCCGGCCAGAGAGAGGUCUUCUUUGAGCUGAACGGACAGCUGAGAUCCGUGCUGGUUAAAGACACUCUCGCCAUGAAGGAAAUGAAGUUCCACCCCAAGGCUCAGAAGUCCAUCAAGGGUCAGGUGGGAGCACCCAUGCCUGGGAAAGUCCUGGAGGUCAAAGUGGAAGUGGGAUCCAAGGUGGAGAAGGGUCAGCCGCUGUGCGUCCUCUCGGCCAUGAAGAUGGAGACCGUGGUCAACUCCCCGGUGUCCGGCACCGUUAAGGCUAUCCAUGUCAUGACCGACUCCUCCCUGGAGGGAGAUGACCUGAUACUGGAAAUCGAGGAGUAGAGCGAGGUGGCAGAGGGAGGGGGGGAGUAGUAGUAGUAGGCGGGAGUUAAAUCAUCUGAUUUUAGAAAUGGUGAGGUGAAGGAACAGUGGGGGAUAAAAAAAUAAAAAAAAGGAGGAAGAGGAAAUCCUUUGUGGCAGUACUGACAUUUUGGCCCCCAAUUUGUACAUAUUCUGUUCGGUUACACUGGGGACACAAAAUGAAGCACAGCUCCACACAUAUCCAGACACCUGAUGGUAUAAAUAGUAGAUGAUAUAACAAUCCUAAAUAAUAUAUUAAUUUGAUGGGAAUUCCUUAUUGAAUUGUACCACUAAUCCUGUAAUUCUCCCCUAGGUGUAGUGAUUAGGUCAAAAAACAGUACAUGUCUUAACAUCCUGUCAACUUGUGGAAAAUAACGUAAUUUAGAAAGACAUUAUAUAUCUGAAUUGUGAUACAUUCCAUUACUGAAAUGCUAGUCUUAAAUGUGAUGUACUGCAAAAUGAGCUCACCAUGUGUAACACUAACAGGGUCGUAAAAACAUCUACUGAAACGCCACAAAUUCCAUUUCUAUGCUGAUGAUGCUGCUUAGUAUAUUCAAAGUGAGUAGUAGGUGAAUCUUUCUAUUAAUGACUACUAAAUGUUUUUCCUUGUAAUCAUCAGGGUUCAGACAAAGAAGGAUAGACUCGAGGAUGUAUUACCAAAUCAUUAUUUUUUUUUUUUCAUAUGAGAAAAAUAUUUUUUUGCAAGACAUUAUUAAUCACUGACAUUAGUCACAGUGGAGCGGUAGCAUUUACUCACUGUUUUAUAAUAGGUAUAAAUGAUUUUGUUCUUUGGAAAGACAACAAAGCACACUGGGGUUUACAAAGGGGCUGAAGGAAAGAUUUCACAAUAUUUUGUCCAACCUGUUUUUAGAUAUAUGUGAUGACAAAAAAAAUAUUUUCACAAUAAGAGAAGCACAAUAAAGCACCGUUUUAAGGUUGAUGGGGGACACAGAUAUACAUGCCAGAAACGUCCAAAGUGAAAAGGGUAUUCUGUUACUGUAUCAGUAAUAGUAGAUGGUUUAUUUUGUUUUUGAAAGAUCUGUACGGUGUUGACAAUGUUUCCCCAUUCACACCUGUCUUUUAAAAUCCCAAAGCCAUAAGCACGUUAUAGCGACACGGUUGAAAUGAAGCUGUAGGUCAUGUUGGAAACACCCAAACAGGAUUAGAGAUGUGAUUUUCACAAAGUACCUCUGUUAUAGUUGGUUUAACUGACGUUUUCUUAAUCCUAAACCAGCUGUAGGGCUGCCCACUCAAACCAAUUGCGCUCUAUCUGCUGGAUUGUUUUACAGGUGUAAAGUCACAGAGUCUUAAGGUGGCAUUUGGGGCAUGUUUAGUGUCUCUGGUUUGAUGUUGAAAAAACUGUCAGAGGAGCAGCUCCACUCUGUCUCUUCAGAACCAGACACAGAUUACAGUGAACGGUCCUCCUCUGAGUGCAUGGGGAUUUUAAUGCUAGGUGUAAAUGGGAUUACACGGAGGCAUGUGGUGUUAUUUUCUGAGGCUCGGCUGAUUAAUUUAUGAAUUAAUUCUCUGUCAAAUGAUGUGAAAUUAGCCGGACUAAUAAGAGACUCUGGAGACUCCCAGUAGCAGCACUCGGCUUUAUAUUUCUAAUGUGUGUGUGUGUGUUUGCAUAAAUGAGUCCAAAUGCACGUGUGUAUGUGUGUGUGUGCGAGCAAAUUUUAAGACAAAGUCAACCAUAAUGUUGCACCUCCAGAGACACAAAACACAUUCUAAAAGAAAUUAAAUAUUCAUACACACGCACGGAUGCAAAAAUAUUCACGCUAACACUCCCGGCCAUCGAGUGCUGCCUGGAUAAAAAGGAAACCAAAUACACCUUACAGUGGUGUGGCUACGUCACCAUGGCAACACUGUAUCCAAAACAACAACGACCAGCUAUCAGAUGAUCUUACUGAAUUAAACUCUCACAAGAUUGAACUUUGUCUUAACUCCGUUUUCCACUAAUGUCAGGCCUUCAUCAGGUCUUGAUCUUUUUGAAUGUUUAAGUACCCCGACUAGUGAAAGUAGACAGAUGAGAUCACAUAUCAGUUACAGUAGGAAAGGAAGCCAGAAAAGACACAACAACAUCUUAGUUUCCCAAAAAACGCCCGUGCAGCUCCGACAGAAUACAUCGAUCGAAAACACAAAACUGUUUGUACUUGGCUGAAUUGUUUCCAGCAGUUUCGCUCCAUUACCUCGGAGAAUGAGUCCCCCUUUUUGAACUAUGCAUCAAUACUGAGCAGUGAUGCUGUAGUUAAUUAGAACACCGAUAUGUCUCCCCAGCCCGCUGCCGUGCCUCACUGUACCUCCUGGUUUUAUCAGUCUGUUGAAAGAGGUGGGGAUGGAAGUGGUGGGAUUGUAUGAAUGAGUGUUUUUGACAAGCUGUUGCGCAAUAAGUUCCCUCCUCCUCUCCUUAGCGGCUCUCCUAGUUUAUCUGUUUUCCAGCCUCGUCCAUCUAUCCAACCACCUUUUCAUCACCUUUUCCUCUCCAUCCCCCUCUCUCUCUUCUCUAAAUAGUGUAGAUUUUCACAUGAAGGAUGUGGACAUCAACUCAUGUUAUAAUAAACUGUAUCGCAGUGUUUCUCUGUCUUAGCCAGCAGUGAUUAUAACAACCAUACUUAUGACAAUGUACUACUGUUCAGUGUCUGGGGGUAAAAAAAAGAAUAAAUUAAAGACUAGCUGGGAAAUGUUAUUCGUUUCAGAAAGGGGGAUAAAACAUUGACCUCUUCCUGAGCUCACACUAUCAAGAGGUGAACCGUCGCAGAGAGUAUGAAAAUAGGAUCUGUGACAUUUAUUUUUUCAUUCUAUUUCUUUCCUUUGUGUGUUUUUAUGAAACCAAACAAACUGUUUAUUUACUCUCUCGGUUUAGCAGGCGUGACCGCCUGCAGAUUCAAAAUGUCUCCGUGGAAUUUCUUUCAAAAUGUUCACUCGUUGUCUUUCAUUUUCCUAUUUCUAAAUAAUCCUACUUGUGAAAUCGACAUUUUAGUUUAGUCAUUGCCAUUUACUGAGGUAGUUUACAUUUAAAGAUCUAAGUAUGUUUAAAGUCCUAGGGAAGACUGUGAGCUGGAGCGCACAAAAAGGGAAAUAUGAAAGCGAUAAUUGUUCUUGUUCUAUUGUACUUACAAAUAAAGUUAACUAUAGCUGAA